UUGUUGACAGGAGAAUUUUUGAAAUCACCAGUAGCGAAGUCAAACAGUUUGAAUUGAUGAAUAAGAAGAAUCACCUGCUUGGGAUUUUGAUUAAAUUGAUGAAUAUUUUAUAAGAAAAUCAACGGGGAACCGCCUCUACUAAAUCAAAACAGAAACAUAUCACAACUUUUCUCCGAAAUAUUAAAUUCUGUGAAGAAAAGAUCGAAGGAAAGUGGUUAAUUUCUGCUGCGACAGAAAGAUUUGGUUCGGUUACUGUGAUAAUGCUAGUUUAAGCCAUAUAAAGUCCCCCGUCUGUUUUGGGACAGCGAGGAAUAUCAUGCGAGUAUAGAUUUCAGUUUAUUCAAACUUUGCACAAAUUUGAAGAAAUUUUAACCGAGAAUAGCUGAAGUUACGUGGUUUGUAUAUGACAUAUUCAGUCACCUCUGACAGAUAGUCUUCAACUAAAUUUCAAUUAAAGAUACUCGAGCGAACCUAAACUUUCCCGAAACUGUUUUGUAGAUACAGCAAUCAUGGAUAAAAUGGGUGAUAAAUCUAAUAUUUAUUGGAUAAAUUCUUCAAAUGGAAAAAAUGCCACUGGUCAGCCAGCCAUCAAUAUAUCGGAUGGACUGUGGAGUGAAGAUGGGGAUUAUAUGGAUUAUGCAGCGAUUGAUUAUAGCCAAAGGAAUUAUCCUGAAGAACUUCGGACAAUUCCUAUCUGGGAAAUGGUUUUAAAGAUUGGAUUUUAUGUGCCUGUUAUAGUAUUGGCUUUAUUGGGCAAUCUUCUAGUCAUUCUGGUUGUGGCAAGAAACAAACGAAUGAAAACUACAACUAAUUAUUACAUAGUAAAUUUAGCCAUCUCAGAUUUACUUGUGGCAUUAAGUUGUUCCUGGGUUCAUCUCUUGGACAAUUUAACAGACGGGUGGAUAUUAGGAGCUUUCUUCUGUAAAUUUAAUACAUUUGCUCAAGUUCUCUCCCUUGUAUCCAGUAUUUUCACCUUGACGUUCAUAGCCUGUGACAGAUUUUUUGGUAUUGUGUUCGCCAUGAAGGCACAUUUUAUAGAAAGGCGGGCAAGAUAUACUAUAAUAGCUAUGUGGGCAUGUUCUUUGGUAGUGGCUACCCCCCUUCUUGUAUACCGAGAUCUGUACGUGGUACAUUGGAAAAAUUACAUUGAACGGUGGUGUGAUGACCAAUGGCCGGUGUCGCACUACGUUGAUCCACUGACAAAUAUGACACUACAUACAAUUCCUGCCAGAAAAAUAUAUUACACGGUUGUUUGUGUUGUGUUGUUUUUUCUGCCAUGCGUAGUGAUGUCUGUUGCGUAUGCUGUGAUAAUAUGGACAUUAUGGGCCUCGCAAGCUCCGGGAGAACGAAUGACCAAGGAUAUAAAAGUUCAAAGUAAAUUAAAGAAAAAGGUAAUUGUAAUGUUGGUAUUGAUACUAGCGUUGUUUGUGAUAUGCUGGUUGCCUCUGAUUAUCACAUUAUUAUAUUCUGAAUAUAGACCAGAUAAGCAUUCUAGACUAGAGGAAUGGUAUGUCGGGUUUGAAUAUUUUGCUAGGUACCUCGCCCAUGCCAAUAGUGCUAUAAAUCCGCUGAUAUAUGCUGGUUUUAACGAUAACUUCAGAAAAGGGUUUCAGAACUUGUUCACAUGGAUGGAUCGAAAGAAGCGGUACAAUACCAUGGUGUACAGAGUGGAUUCAUUUCAAAGUUCAACAAACAUAACAAAAGUAUGACUUCCUACUGUUAAGGAAGUUAAGUUAGUGUGGAGAAGGAUCGGAUCCUUCAAUAAACCAUUAAGAUCCGGAACUGCAGCCGUUAUUCAGGAAACGUAUGUUUAGGUAUUUUUUAAGACAAUGAUGUCUUGGUGUGCCCGACCACUAUUCGCUGCACGAUGUGGCUUAAUGUGAUAAAAUGUACUUUGCUUAACUGACAUAGACAUGAGCAGGACUAGAUAUAUACAUGUACAUAUAUAUCUGGAAUUAGUAUGAAGUUUCACUGGUGACGUAAUUGAGUCUGACAAGCGUAAUAAUGUUCUAGUUAGCUGUAUUACUAGAACUCAGAAAACGAAACUUCGAGAACUUUCUUGAUUAAAAAAACGCAGUAGGUAACUUUAGAUUACCUUGAUUAAUUGAGUUCAGGUUAUGGUUACAAAACGAGACAGUAUAUAAAAGUGUAUGGGACACAAUAUCGUGGCUACUAGAUGGGUUACUAGCUCCUGUGUGUGAAGAAGUUGAAUUGUUAGCUGUUUCUCAUAAACCUUAAAAUAAGGUCCAUGGUUGCUUCGGUUGCAUAUCAUUUAAAAUAUAUUAUGUUAAUAUACUUAUUUAUUGUGAUGCUCUCUCUGUGUUGAUUUGUAUUUGAUAUUUAUUUUAAUAUUAGUUAAUUCAUACCUGUUCAUAUAAGAUAAUCGGCCGUAAAUAUGUGAGCUAGAAAUUACCCAUUCAUAUUACGAUUUAAUCAAUGGCGUGCAGAGAUGGGACAGAUGCGGCUACGACCCUGGACACCCAUUUUAAAGGGGCAUCCAAUCAAAGAGUGAAAUAACGUUAAGUUUUAUUUUUUUAAAAUUAUCGCAAUUGUCCUAUCUACUGUGAAUAAAAAGGUUUUUUUUAAUCUGCCUUGACAUAUUAUUUAAACUUAUUUCUCGCAGUACUAGUACUGAGUACUAGGCUAUAUACGUGAGUCUUGGGGCAUACGAUCAAGGAGCUGGCAUUCCCAAUCCUCUGCGCGCCAAUGUUUUGUGUACAGACUAAUGUUCUACUCAAUGCAUUUGCUACACUUAGUGCUAUAAUGGGAGUAAUCCCAUUAAAACGGUAUAUGUUGGUGAUAUAUAUGGACACCUUUAUAAAUCUUGUAUAUUUUACACUGUUAUAGACUAUGGGUCAAUCUUAUAUUUGUUAUUUAUCUGCAAUUUACCCUGACAAAAGUAUUGUUAAUAUGUUAGCGCCACUGCUCAGUAGAAUAAUGUCAUAUAUAUAUAUAUGUAAGGACGAAACGGAAAUCGGAAAAUAAUUACAGCUGCUCCGCGGAAAUAUAAUAAUAACAAUUCCCACGCACUACUUCGGUGUUGCAAAAUAUAAUACUUAAAAAUGAUAACUAUUUUGAAGCGGACGUGGGAAGCAUUAAAUUCCUUUUGUUAUCCAUAUUUCUAAUAAUAUCAGAAUUUGUCUGUUAGUGAAAGAAGUGACAAGGAUUGCUAAACAGUUGUUUGCUUAGAAAAUUAAAUUAUAUAUUGAUUUGUGACAAAUUAGAUUAUAUAUCGUCAGUACUAUGUGUUCGGUUUAUAUGUGGGAUACCUCUUUGAUUUAAUUUGGUCUAAAUCACACCGAUUAGAUCCUUUAAGAUGCAUUGAUAAUAUUUAUUUAUAAUAUGUAUUUUCUUAUUAAUCUACAAAUAAAUAAGGUUUUCUUGCAAUAGGCACCCUGGAUGCGUUUUAUACGCUCACAUGUUGUCGUUGCCCCAGUCCGUCCUCCGCCCCUGUGUUCAUUACCCCAGGGCUAUGGCCCAUGUGCUGAUAAAGUACAUCGUACUUUAAAUAUUUCAGUUCUUCGCCGAAUUUCAUCAAAUCUUCAGGAAUAGUUAGUACAGGGUUAAGUUGGUCCAUAGUUAAUUUUGGGCAUUUCAGUAACUAAAAGUAGUUUUCAUACUCAUUCCAUGGGAUUCAAUUCUUCACCAUUUCUUCAAAACUGCAGAAAUAGUUAGCGAGUGUUGGGGUACAAAUUGUCCCAGAGUUUUGGCUCCUGACAUAGAUGAUUAUUGAUAAAUGCACAUUAUGUGUACUUGUACACAACCCAUAGAGUUUAAUACCACGCCAAUUAAUGCUUGUUUUCACAAAAUUGGAAUCAUGAUCAUUAUUUAUAGUCCAGAAAUCUAAUUUCAAAACAUGCGUUAAAGAAACCUCGACAAAACUGCUGGUAGACAUAGUAUGUUACCUUCCCUGGCAAUCGCUCUUGUGAAUUAUUGUCACUGUUAUAUAUAUAUAUAUAUAUCAAUCUAUGUAUAAAACAACGCACUCCACA
Molecule: messenger RNA, 3992 nt
Organism: Patella vulgata (common limpet)
Lineage: Eukaryota; Metazoa; Mollusca; Gastropoda; Patellidae
Product: neuropeptide FF receptor 2
Exons: 5
Coding region: 510-1709 (399 amino acids)
Biological process (GO): G protein-coupled receptor signaling pathway
Cellular component (GO): membrane
Molecular function (GO): neuropeptide Y receptor activity
Source: RefSeq, a predicted model, not a curated record